GUGUCACUUCCGCUUUCUUGCUUGCAGGGCGGGCAAUUUGAACGUUUGAAGCAACAAACUUCCCAGUUGGCGCGAGCCUCAGUAGGCGACCACUGCGGAGAUUGAACCCGAUCAUAGACAUGUCGGAGCGGCGAACACGAUCCGGAGGGGCCGCCCAGCGGUCUGGGCCCAGGACUCCACUUACCAAGCCUUCGAGGUCGUCCAAGCGGAAAUCUGGCUCAGAUCUCCCGAACACGUUCCCUGAAAUCUGGCCGAAGACUACUCCAGCAGCUCCAGUUAGAAAGGCCAUCGUCUUGAAGAAGAUCGUAGCUCAUGCAGUAGAGGUCCCAGAUGUCCACACACUUAACAGGAGCCCUAGGAUCUCUUUUAUCUUGGAAAAAGAAAACAACCCUCCGCUCAAGGUACCCACUAAAGAGGACCUCUUCAAGACUUGCAGUGUGCCUGGUACUCCCUCCAGCACCCCUGUGCUGUACACUCAGAAUGUUGAGUCUAACUCUGGAGAAGCAGAGCUGGACACCAGAGACCUGGAAAUGUCGCAGAAAGUCCGGCGGUCAUAUGGUCGGCUUCAGGGCCUUGGCUGUGCCUCAACCUCCACCCCUGGCCGCCGGUCCUUUUUUGGCUUUGAGGGACCUGACGACUUGCCUGGAGUCUCACCUGUUGUGUGUUCAAAGUUAAUGGAGACCCCAAAGGUACCUGCGAAGCAGUUGGUUCCAGAUAGGACACUCCCUGGAAUCUCUCCCCCAGUUGUGAAAGAGAAACGAAAGAAGAGGAUUCCUGAGAUCCCGAAAUCAGAGCUGGAUAAGUGGGCUAUGGCCAUGAAUGCCGAAUUCGAAGCUGCUGAGCAGUUUGAUCUUCUGAUUGAAUGAGAUGAACUGGGAUGCCAGUCAUUGAGUGGGAGGCCUGGCUGGCCCCCCUCCCUGUACAUGCUGCCCUUUGAGUGGAGCAGGAUGUAUGGGGUCCUCUUCACUAGCCCUGUUACCCAGAAAGGUCUUGCUGGCCCCUUGUUAUAUUGCGUCUUUUACCCUGGACUUUCUACCUCUACAGUGUUGGUGAUAAGAAGCCCCUUCUGCUCUGAGCCAGAAAUGUUGGAAACAGGUUUAGCAUGGGCUGUCUCUGCCGUUGUGUCCAUCCACCAGUAGAGGUUCUGUGUUCUGCUAUGGUUCUGUAGAGUUUCGAGAUCUCAAAGGCCUGGCAGACAGUUAAAUGCUUGAGGGAGGAUCUGGACAUUGAGUCUAUGGAGUCCGGGAUAUGAGAGGAGGAGGGAGGCCUAAUUGUUUUUUAGCACAGUGACUGUUGUGUAAGAACUGGUCGGUGUCUGCUCUGCUGUUGACUUGGCGAAUGGGGUAGUGCUGCAUACAGCACAGUGGGCACAUUGACAGCGUGGGCCUCAGACGCACCGGUGGGACAGGGGUUAUGCUCUCCGCUUUGACCUUUUUGCUCACAUCUGUCUCUAAAUAUAAGUUCGAGCUGCGUGGUCUCAGCUCUGGACAUCAUGUCACAUCUCUCACGUGUCAGACAGCCGGAGCUCUGAUGGCCGCUUUUGCUGUGUGCUUAAAACUAUUGAAUUGCUCUCAUGUGAGACCGUUCCUGGGGGUUGCUGGCAACAAAAGCAGAUGGAUAUAUCAUGGUUUCUGGGGUUCUUUCCUGCCUGUCACCUCCUCUCAAUUAUGGUAAAAGCCAUGGUUUAAAGGCCAUUCGACUUCCAACAUUUACAAGUUCAUGGGAAUAGAAGCUGUGAGGAAUGAGCUCCGUGAGCCCUGUUAUCCCGGGUGGUUUUAGUGGAACACUGCAGGAUUUGUCCUCACCUAGUCCCGUGGACCUCGAGCUGGAUCAUGCUGACUUGCUACCAUCACCUCUCUGCCUCUGAGAAACUAAUGUGCAGCCUAAGGGAAAGGUGGCUUAAUUUCAAAUAAACUUUUUAGAAGUUUC
Apodemus sylvaticus (European woodmouse) is the source of this 1929-nucleotide messenger RNA. Its product is annotated as sororin. The record is from RefSeq and is a predicted model, not a curated record. NCBI's taxonomy places the organism in Eukaryota, Metazoa, Chordata, Mammalia, Rodentia, Muridae. Bases 120 to 866 code for a protein of 248 amino acids. The transcript is spliced from 6 exons.